Vairimorpha ceranae is the source of this 1341-nucleotide messenger RNA. RefSeq lists its product as hypothetical. The transcript has a single exon. The record is from RefSeq and is a predicted model, not a curated record. Lineage: Eukaryota; Fungi; Microsporidia; Nosematidae. Bases 1 to 1341 code for a protein of 446 amino acids.
AUGGAUGAGCUUAGACAAAUUUUAGUAUUUUAUAAAAUACUAAAAGACAAAGCAGAAUUUAUAUCAAAUUAUUUCGAACUUAUUAGUACAAUUGCGAAAAAGUCAACGGAAAUAUUAACUCAAGCUAUUCAAAUACCUCGAGAUUCAUCGUGGAAUGACAUGAAUUUAAUUUCGCUAAUAGAAGGUGGCGAAAAACAAAGAGACACGUAUGAACAAUCUUUGUUAAUGCAUAAUAACAUUUCAAAUGAUCUUAAAGAUUUAAUGUAUCAAAUAAAUGAAGAAAUUUCUAUUAUUGAAAUCAAUUUAUCAGAAGUAAUUAAACAAAAUGAACAACAGCUAAAAGAAUUAGAUGAAGCCAAAAAAGCCCAUUUACACAGCUGGAUGAAAAAUAAAGAUCCAUGGUUGACAGACAUUCGCCUAAAAAUGGCUAUAAAAAAUAUGUAUACAUACGAAAAAAAUAACACUUCUAUAAUUUCUAAUAUGAUAUCAAUUUACAAUGAUAAAUUUCUUAAUACCCAAGAUUUAUACUUACAGAUAAUUACAAAGUUUUGCAAAUCGCAAAAAAUACUAUUUAACAACUUGUACGAUGUAUCACACGUAAAAAUUAAUACAUUUACAGAAAAAGAUAAAUUUUUCGAUGCGGUUUCGGACACAAAAAAGGAAAUUAUAGAAGCAAAAGUCAUAAAUGCUUAUGAAGGGAUUAUAACUAAUUUAAGUAACGAGUUAAUUAAAAAAAAUAUAAAUAUUUAUAAAAAUAUUGAACCUAUAAAGUUCGGUAUAUGCAAAUUAAAGAAAGGAAUUACAGGUGAUUGGAUUUUAUUAUUUAUUUCUGUAACUAGAUCAAGAUUUAUUCAUUUUUUUGAUUUCCAAAAUAUUCCAAAAUUAAUUCAAAAGCACUCGUCAAUUAUUAAAAAGCUAAAGAUGUCUAAUAAUAAAUCAUUUAUUGGACUUUUUGAUGCAAAAAGAAAGUUUUUAAAUCAAAAUGAUGAAAAAAAUAUUAUGCUUCUUGCAAAAGAUGUUUGCGAUAAUAUUGAUAAAUUAAUUAAUAAGAUUUACAUAAGCAUUAAUUUACAAGAUAAAAGUAUAAAAAUAGACAAAGAUAGAAAUAUUAUUACAGUUGAUGAAAAGUCACAAAACGGUAUAUCAAGCAUUUUUGGUAUUAAUAUGUUAAAAAUUAAAAUGUUCUCGUUAGGUAGUUGCUAUGAUAUUUAUUUUGCAAUGCAAGAGAAAAUUGAAACACAAACAUUUGAAUGUGAACAAGAAUUAACAAAACAAUUGCCAUGUAGUACAGGCAAAGGACGUGUUAUUAAAAUUGAAGAAGAAAAUCCUUGGACAAAUUAA